Molecule: messenger RNA, 1236 nt
Organism: Gossypium raimondii (Peruvian cotton)
Lineage: Eukaryota; Viridiplantae; Streptophyta; Magnoliopsida; Malvales; Malvaceae
Exons: 5
Coding region: 277-1080 (267 amino acids)
Source: RefSeq, a predicted model, not a curated record
ACCCCCAACCUCCCCCAUGUUACUAUGAAAUCUCAACCCAGCACUUCCCCAUUAUUUGCAUUUAUUUGUCUCUCACCAUCUUCUCCUUUACACCCAAAACCCAAAUUUUCUUUGUCUUCAUCUCCACAAGUGGCUUCAUUUCUUUUAUUACCAACAAAGAAUCUUUUAAAACAUACAGACAGACCCAGAUAGAUCUCAAAAACCUGUCCAUUUUUGGAACCUCUAUAUAAGUAAGUUACCAGGUUCUUUUUUUCCCCUCAAGGAAAUACCAAAAAAAUGCAGCAGAUUUUUCAGUGGCUGUUUAAGGUUUCUCGUGAACAGGGAGCUCAGAAUACUACUAUUAAAGAUCAAGAAGAUAAAUCUAAAGAUAUAAUUCCAUAUAAGAAGAAAAGAAGAUCAAAGAGUAAGAAAUUUAAACCAAUUAUAUUUCUAUGCAAUAAAGACAUUGCAAAAGCCUGCUUUUAUAGUACUAUCUAUUUGAGAAGAGUCCACAGCUCUCAUACCACCACACCUCAUCAGCCUCCCCAUAAUAAUUCCAAAUCCAUAACCAAGAUGAAGAAAAACGGGUUAGAUGUUGGUCACAAAUCAGAUUCCAGCAAAGUGAUACCAUUGAGUGAAGUUGCAGUGUCACCAUCAUCGAUGACCAAAAAGAUCAAUGGUGAUCAUCAUCAAUGUAGCAACAACAAAGAAAAGAAAGAUGGUGGUGGUAAUAAGCCUAAAACCAUGUCUCGAAUGAAGGAGUUGUUGAGAUGGGCUGCCCCUGGCAAAGCUGAGAGAGGAGGAAAGUUGAACCAAAAGGUUUCGAAGUUAAGGGACAGUGGUGGGGCUUCGAAGACAACAGUAUCAAACUCGGAUGGUCGUCGACUCAGUGCCAGUGAAUCACCGAAGAUAAGUUUCAGAUGGGAUCAUGGUUCCAUUUCCAGGAUUUCAAUGGCUGCUUCUUCGAUGAGAAACGAUGAAGCAGAAGCUUGCAAUAUGAUAUCAUUGAAUUCAACUGUUAUACAUGGGUUGAAUCGAUGCUCUGGCAGGAGAGGAAACUGGAUCACUACUGACUCUGAAUUUGUGGUGUUGGAGCUAUGAGGAUGAUAAUGGAAGGGAGAAGCUGAAAUGAGCAAAUGCUUCAUAGAUUUAGAUGGAUAAAAAGGAGAUAUUAGUAAGGGAGGGUCGAAGAUCUGAAAUUAAUGUUUUAAGUGUAACACAGCAGAGAGACUAAUGAAAAUUAUUAUGACUUUAAUA